AUGUUCGCCCGCUCUGUGUCGCGCGCGGCAGCGCUCCCUGCGCGCUUGGCGCGUCUGCAAGCAGCUGGUCGUACGACGGUCGGCGCAGCACAAGUCGCUUGCGUCUCGGACGCCCCAACGAUGCAUGGCACUACCAUUUUGUGCGUUCGAAAAGGAGACCAAGUGUGCCUCGUUGGGGACGGUCAAGUGUCGCUGGGAGCAACUGUGGUCAAGCCCAAUGCUAAGAAAGUGCGACGCAUUGGAGAGCACAUUGUCGCGGGCUUUGCUGGCUCCACGGCCGACGCGUUUACGCUCAUGGAGCGACUGGAAGCGAAAUUGGACGAGUAUCCGGGCCAACUCACGCGCUCGUGUGUGGAGCUCGCCAAAGCGUGGCGAACGGACAAGUACUUGCGUCGUCUGGAAGCGACGCUGAUUGUGUCGGAUCUCAAGCAGUCAUACACGCUGACGGGCAAUGGCGAUGUGCUGGAACCACAUGACGGAAUCAUUGGCAUUGGCUCGGGCGGCACUUACGCCCUUGCGGCUGCUCGUGCACUUAUUGACCAGGAUCUGGACGCUGAGGCGAUUGCUCGCAAGGCGAUGCAGAUUGCUGCCGAUAUCUGCAUCUACACGAAUGGAAACGUCGUUGUCGAGAUGCUGGAAAAAAGUAAGGACGAUACGGAGAAAGAUAGCAAGGAGUCGACAACGUAG
Messenger RNA from Hyaloperonospora brassicae, 687 nucleotides. The record is from the annotation of a GenBank genome assembly. Lineage: Eukaryota; Oomycota; Peronosporomycetes; Peronosporales; Peronosporaceae.